Penicillium odoratum is the source of this 1320-nucleotide messenger RNA. RefSeq lists its product as uncharacterized. Gene Ontology annotation, cellular component: delta DNA polymerase complex; nucleus. Gene Ontology annotation, molecular function: DNA-directed DNA polymerase activity. Gene Ontology annotation, biological process: DNA synthesis involved in UV-damage excision repair; DNA replication; DNA strand elongation involved in DNA replication. The coding region runs from base 1 to 1320 and encodes 439 amino acids. The transcript has 6 exons. Lineage: Eukaryota; Fungi; Ascomycota; Eurotiomycetes; Eurotiales; Aspergillaceae. The record is from RefSeq and is a predicted model, not a curated record.
AUGGAUCCUAAGAUAUUUCUGGCAGAAAAUGUGCUUAAUGAGCGACGUACAGUGACUUAUCGCUCCUUGAGCCGCGCUCUCAAAGUCCAUGCCAACCGUGCCAAACAAGUCCUCUACGAAUUCCAUCGCAACGAAAAUGCAAAGAAGCCGCAAAGCGUUCAUGCAACCUACGUCAUCUCCGGUGUUCAAAACUCAGAGCCCGCGACGGCCAACGGUCAUGCGAACGAAGACGAAGAUGAAGUCAUGCAAAGCAGCCCCUACAUGCCAAGCUCAAUGCCCAAUCAAGAACCGCGUUCCGAUUCCAUGCGCAUCACAUCCAUCAUACUAGCUCGCGAGGAAGACUUGGAUGAUGCAAAGGCCACAUUCAAUUCGAUAUCAACUAUCCAUGUCUACAGCGUUCAAUCCACAGUGCUUCAGGAUUUGAAUGUGCUGACCGACGUGGCCCGUGAAGUUGCGACUGCGAAUGUACAGGAUGACCCGCUAGAGUGUGGAAAGCAAUGGGGUAUGAUACAGAACCGCCACGUCAAGCGGAGGACCGGCACUCGUCCACCCCCACCCCCUGCUGCACCCAAGGCCAGUGCGCCAGCACCGAAGAUCAAACCCGAGCAAACUGUGCCUGCCAAGCGGCCCUUGCAGAGUGAAACUUCAGUCAAAUCGGAAGCAAAGACGGAAGAUUCCAAGCCGCAGCCAUCCUCGGCCAAUGAUGUUCAAUCGUCUGCUAAGUCCACAGCUUCGGCACCUAAGCGUGAGAAGGGUAAUCUCUUUAGUUCCUUUGCAAAGGCCAAGCCGAAGAAAUCCCCAGCACCUGCUGCGCCAGCUCCUAGUGCCACACCGGAUGGUGAGUCGGGCCAAUCACGACCGAAAGACGUUGGCUCACAGUUCACAGUUGUCCUGGACGAUGCUUCAGAUGAAGAGCAGGAAGAGCUAUUCCCCGAUACCGGCGGUAAAUCCGAGAAAUCAGCUGCCGAAGCCCGUCAGACCAAGAAAGAGCGCGAAGAAAAGCUCAAACAGAUGAUGGAAACCGACGAUGCGGACGGUUUGUUUACAUUCAUAUCCAGAAUCACCGUGCAUUUCGCUGACAAUUCUAUAGAUGAAGAAAUGCCGGAUGCUGAUGGCGAGUCAGAGCCAGAGCCAGAACGAGAGCAGACACCCGUAGACCCGCCGCUGCCGUCCAAGCCCAUGGAGCUAAAGGAAGAGGCCAGCGUACAGGGUGGGCGCCGACGAGGCAAGCGGCAAGUCAUGAAGAAGCGCACGGUCAAGGACGAAGAAGGCUAUCUAGGUAAGUUUCUGGUUCUGAGGUCUGAUCUCGGCACGAUCUAA